This is a messenger RNA of Drosophila kikkawai, 5930 nucleotides long. The record is from RefSeq and is a predicted model, not a curated record. Lineage: Eukaryota; Metazoa; Arthropoda; Insecta; Diptera; Drosophilidae.
UAACUGAAAUGGCCACACUGUACACAGAGUUUUCUAUACGCGACGCUGACGAAGAGGAAGAAAUUUUCCAGAAGUUGCAAGGCCCAUAAAUAGUGCAAAAUAGUUACUAAAUUUAAGUUCAAAGUGUAAAUAGAUAUUAAUCGGAUCGCGACAAUCUCUUGGGCAGCGAAUUCGAAAGUGGAAAAGUACGUGGAUACGAUAAGAAAAUAUAUCGCGAGUGUGAGACUGUGUGCGUGCGUACUAAAGUGGAGCGCACACCGUGGAUGGCUCUCCACAACAAUACAACAGCAACAAUAAACACAGCAAUAGCAACAACACAAAUAACAAAUGCAGAAAAUGUUGAGAAAAUCACAGAGAGAGCGAAAGGCGAGAGAACAAUAGCGAAAGCGUUAGAAUGUAAAGCAAUCGAAGCAUUAAAUAGAGUACAAGUACAGCAAUUGCAUUGGAAAAUCAAAUUCGUGCGACAAAAGCGGACGAUUGCAGAAAUUUUCGAAACUUGGCAGCCAUAUUUACUACAAAAACAACGCCGUUGUAAAAAUACGUGACAAAACGCUACACACGUUCAUACACCCACACACUCUCAUACGCCAACCAGCACACAAACACACGCGCGUAUUGAAGGAAAAGAAAACGAACGAGGGGAUAGAGCGGGAGAAGAGGAGAAAGAGAGACGCGAACGACGUGAAUUAACAAACAAACAAAUAUUUUUGCGAAAAAGACAAACACAAAAAAUUCAAUAAAGUGUAUUACAUAAACAAACAGAGCGUCUUCGAUAUUAUGGAAAUUGCGCCACUGAUAAAUAACGCCGUUGCUGUCGUCACAGCCUCUGCCGCCGUCGCCGCCUCUGCCUCUGCUUCGACCAACGGCGGCAGCAGCAAGGAGAAUGAUAACGUCAACAAUCUGGCGCUGCUCGCUUCGUUGACUUUACAGAAAGUGCUGAAUAUCAACAAUAACAAUACCCCGCACAACAACAAUCACAACCACAACAACAACAGCAAUAUCAACAGGCAACUCGAGCAACAAAAACAGCAGAAACUACGACGAAACCUCGAUAAUAAGAGCGAGAAUGAUGUAUUGAAUCAAUUGCUUAAAACUGGAGCUGUUUUCACCAAAACCGCCACGCCCACGGCGCCCAUAGCCAUUGAGAAGAGGAAGGUAUCGCAACAGCAAAAUCAAUAUGGCCAGCAGCAAAAUAAUCAGCAGCAACAGCAAUUCAGCGCACAGAAGCAACGUCUCAACUCAUCCAUAUCAUCGACCCACUCAUCGACAUCGACCAACUCCUCGUACGGCAGCAGCUCCUCGGAAGAUGCGGCAGCCACAUCAGCAACUUCAGCGAGUUUGGCAACAUCCAGAACAACCAACACGAAGGCGUCCAGCAUUAAAUUGCCAGAGAAAUCAAAAAUUCCGUCCGAUAUACUUGAUGAUCUGGCCAGUCGGUUCAUAAUCAAUGUACCGGACAUGGAACUAAAUAAUUUAAUUCGAAUCUGUUUCCAAGUGGAGCUGGCCCAUUGGUUUUACUUGGAUUUCUUUUGUGCCCCCGAAGAGGGCGGCGAGGUCCAGCGAAAGUUGCCAACGGUUGGCAUCAAGCAGUUUGCCAUGCAGUUGUUCCAACACAUUCCCUUUUUGAACAAGCACCAUGGCACCGUGGAUCAAAUUCUGGACGAGUGGAAGAACUACAAGCUGUCGGUGCCCACAUAUGGAGCUAUUUUGGUAUCCGAGGACCACAAUUAUUGCUUGCUAGUGCAGUCCUACUUUGCUCGCAACUCCUGGGGCUUUCCCAAGGGCAAGAUAAAUGAGAACGAGGAUCCGGCACACUGUGCUACAAGAGAGGUUUAUGAGGAGACCGGGUUCGAUAUUACGGACAACAUCGAUGCCAAUGACUACAUUGAGGCUUUCAUCAACUACCAGUACACGCGGCUGUACGUGGUGCGCAACAUACCGCUGGACACGCCGUUCGCACCCCGCACCCGCAACGAGAUCAAAUGCUGCGACUGGUUCCGUAUCGAUUCUCUGCCGGUGAACAAGAACGAUGCCAUAUCGAAGGCCAAGCUGGGCAAGAAUUCCAACUCCUUCUUCAUGAUCAUACCGUUUGUGAAGCGCCUGAAGAAGUGGGUGAACGAUCGCAAGGCUGGCAUCGAGCCGCAUCGUCGCAAAUGCUCUGGCCAGCACUCUCCGAAAGCCGCAUCGCCCACAAAUCUGAAUGGCAGCGGCGGCAGCUGCUGCAAGAAGGAUGCGGCAGCGAAGGGGAAUGCAUCGCGUCGCCAGCGACACAAGUCUAUGGGCGAUUUGGACGGUGUCAAGUUGAAUAAUCUCAAUGGCAAGGCAGUGGCUCCGGGUACGGGGCCAGCAGCAGCUCCCGCCACAGUUGCCGUAGCCAUCAACUCAAUGAAUAUUUGCAAUAGCAAUGGGAAACGCAAUAAACAAAAUGCGGCUGCGGGCAGCAAUCAAACAACGCCACUAACAACAACAGGGACGGGCUCAAAUGGAGCCGGAGGAGGAGGAGGUGUCACAAUUUCCUCGAAGCGUCAGCUGUUUCAUAGCCAAAGUCAGAACGAUGCACAGCAGUCGGCAAGCACAGAAAAGAUUGUCAGCUCUUUUGAUUUGAUACGCAAGGAGAAGCAGCUACAACAGAAGGCAGCCAAGGCACUGAAGCAGCAGCAACAACAAAUCCAGCAGCAGCAGAUGCAGCAGCAGCAUCAGCAACGAUCACGCACCAAAUCCCAGAGUGAUAAGCAGCCGCCUGUAAGGAUCUUGGGCCAGCAACCACAGCAAACCACAACUGGCGUGGAUUUGAUAGCAAUGCUAUCGGCCGCAGCAGCAGCAGCAGCUCAAAAGACACCAAAGACCGAGCAGCAGCAGCAGCAGCAGUCGCAGCAACGACCAAGACCAGCCUCAGUGUCGCUGAACUUUGGCGAAGUAAGAGCAGCACCAAACGCUGCCGAUGCCCAAGGCGAUAUGCACAAGCUGCAGCGCAUGGCUUCGGGCACAAAUUUAAGGAUUCUGAAGCGGGCACAGUCGCAGCAACCGCAGCAGCAGCAGCAGCAGCAUCAGAAUCUGAUCCAGCAACAGCAGCAGCCUCAGCUGGGCGGCGUUGACUUUACGCCCAAUUUCAAUUCGUGGACAAAUUUCUCAUUCACCAAGAACUUUAUAGCAAAUGUGUUUUGCUAAAAACCUUUUAUUUCUUUUCGAGUCAAACCAAACGCUUCCCUUUCAAAUUCUCAAGUGAUGCAAAAGCAAAGGUUAUGGGGGGAAGCACUCUCUGUGCGCAUUAGGGAACCGAAUGAAACUUUGGAGACUUGCCAAUGAAAAUGAAAUCAUGCCGAAUUGCAUUUAAAGGUUUAAUUAAACACUACAACAACUACCAACACUUGAUAGACCAUUAAUCGUGUCUAGUCCUAGGCUUUGGAGACUACAUAUAUAUUGUAUAAAAGUUAAGCUUCCUGAUCUCUAAACUGGAGAUUUGACUUUUUUCCCCCCCAACACAUAUUCUUAAAAAAUCGAUGAGACAUUUUUUAAUACGAAAAACGAAAACGAUAAAGCGAUUUUCAUACCAAAAAAUAACGCGAGUCUUCCGCUCAGCACAGCACCUGUAAAGUAAUAUUUUGUAUAAACACUGAAAACCAACAAGGUUCAACUUUAAGAUCAAAGUGAGAACACGAACAGAGAUUGAGUAAUAAUAAUGCUAGAAUUCUUUCGGUAUUAAUAAAAGUGUUUAUUAUCGCGCCGUUUAAACGUAUUUUUAGAGCAAAAAAAAACCCAACAAACUAAAUCUAAACUUAACUUAAAGCGUAGCUUUAACACAAGGCCCGAAAACAGAUUGUUUGGUAGCCUUUCUGCGGGCCAAGAUGAGAUGGAAAAUUUUCAGGGCCGUUUUACUUACUGCCCGCCCCCCACCUACGAAUGAUAGAAUGAGGAGAACGAGAGAUGUGUAAGAGAGAAUACAAAAUAAUAACAAUGUAAAUAAUUAAAUUGUGAUAUAGUGUAUUUCUUAGCACAAUUGUGAUCUUAACAAAAAACAAAAAAAGAAAACGGCUGGCAACUACAAACAAAACUUUUAUAAGCAAAAAAACAACAACAUUUUAAUCAAUCGAAACAUUAAAAAUAAAAUAAAAAUGUCCCGAAAACUGAGACCCAAUAUCAGGCAUAUCUUCAGCAGCAGAAACAUUAGAGAUAACCAAAACAUUUAACGAAUUUAAAUUAGUUUAAAAUUGAAAUUGAAAUUGCCUAAAAAUGAUAAUGAUUUAUAUGUAGAGAAAAGGUAUUUGAGCGAUUUGUAAAUUUUACGAUAAACCAGACGGAAUGAGUACGUAUAUAUAUUUUUGUGAGCCACUAGUGCGUAAGGAAGAGCCUUUAAGAAAUGUUAAGUCUUUUGAUAGAACUCCUUAAGGAUGUUUUUCUACCAAGCCAAGUUUCCUAUAAUUCGUAAGCAUGUCGCGUUUUCUGCUGUGUAGUCUCCAAUGUUUCCAGCAAAGUCUCCAAAACAGAGUUGCCCUUUUAGCGUAUAUUGUACUAUGUAUAUCUUAAGCCUAAGCAAGGAAAGGCAAGGUCUCCAAAGAAAUCAAGAGAGGUUACCCCUGUAACUUUGUCUUUUUGCAUUCAAUUCGAUCAUGUUUAAUAUCAAUCAAAUUUAGAUGAUGAAAUUUGCAUUUGCAUUUGCUUUAAAUCUUUUACUACUGACCUUUAAAGCUUUUUGAAAAGCCAUAUUAAUUUUUAUGUUACAAAAUAACUGAACUUAAAAUUUGUUUUAAACAUUUCUCUUUUAAUUUGGAUUCGGAUUACUUUCUAUUUUUUAAACAAACUUAUUUUAGGAAACUUUAAUCCGUUUCCCACCCCUGCGUCAGACAAAUGUCCAACGAAAUUGACAAUACAUUUGGAACCAAUUCUAAUCCGUUAACUCUUCAGCUCUUUUACUUUAACUUUUAAUUUCCUUUGACAUUUGUCUGUGCCAAAUAAACAACAACAACAAAGAAACAUCAAACUUAUCCAGCAAGCAAUGAAUAUCAAAUUAAGAACAAGAACAGCAUUGUUACAGCUUAAUACAAAAUUAAACCCAAAACAAUAUAUUGUACAAUUUUGUUAAGAACAAAAGGAAAUCAAAAAACGAAACCAAAAUUAAAUCAAAACCGAUGCCUAAUCUGUUGAAUCCUUAGCUCUCCAACCCCGAAAAUACAAUAUUAGAGUUCAUUAUUUACUCUUUCGCCAAUCACACACCAAAGACCUUAUAAUAACAAGAUGCAUAACGGCCAUAAAAUUAAAUUGUCUUCUCAAAUACAAGAAUUGGGUUUUAAAGAACAGAGCCUGGUUUGAGCACGAAUAAUUCGAGUACAGAAAAAUCGUAUUGCGUUACUCAUCUUGUUAUUAUAACUUCUUUUGCAUACACCCAUAGACAUAGCAAUACAUCAAUUACGUUGGUAAUAAGCGGGCUCCUGUAACCAUCGACACAAAUAAGUUAAUUUAAGUGAACUUUGGAUGCGAUUCAAAUCUUGCCAUCAGUUGAAUGUCCAAAUACUCGUUCCAAACUACAAAUUUGCUAUGCAUUUUAAUCAUUGUAUCCCAAAAAAACAAAACAUAAUGUGAAAUCUGUCAACACGUCCACAAACUAAGAAAAAUAUGGGUUGAAUCUGCACAAGAAUAGAUUUGCUCAAAAUUUCCAAAAAAAACAAACCAAAAAUAUUGGAAAUCCUGCGGAAAUUAAAGCAAAUUAGCAGGUUGAGUAAAUCUAUUCUGUAGUGGCAGUAAUCAUAAAAUAUCAAAAAUACAAUUUGUAGAAUUUAAUGCCAAAACAAAAACUUAACUCUCUCCAAUCAUGAACAACAAUUGUAGCGUAAUAAUUAUCAGAUGAAUAUAGUUUCUGGCAAACAAAAUAUAUAUUUCCAUUAUUUUCAGUCCCCAAAAAUUCCGGCAAUAAAUUGAUGUACCCCCAGUUUUAA